AUGAAAUACGGCGAUACUUUGCGCCAAAGGAGCAUCCCUGAGUGGGGCCAUUUCAACAUCGACUAUGACUAUCUCAAAGACCUAAUCAAGCACCAGACGACUUCUGGCACGAACAAAGCCGUGUCGAUACCCGGCCAGGGCACAGGCAGCACCGAGAAAGCCUUCGGCGAGACGUUUCUUCGAGUACUACAAACACAGCACGACCGCAUAAACCUAUUCGUUCGAAGUAAGAGUGGCGAGAUCGAACGCCGAUUGGACCACAUUAGCAAAAGUCUAGAACAACUCAGCUUCAAGAGGUCGCCGGAGGUCCGCCUGCCAGCCCGGACGGUCGAGAGAUACGCAAAGAUAGACGCAGAUGUCGCAAAGACUGCCGAGGAGAUUCGUUCGCUGUCACGCUUCAUAGUCGUUCAGCGAACAGGAUUCGCCAAAAUCCUUAAGAAAUACAAGCGCUGGACGAAGGACAGGGAGCUUUCGUAUACGUUCAGAGACGAGAUCAGCAGCCGUCCGGACAGCCUCUUCCAGCUGGACCUAGGCUAUCUUCUCGAUCAAUACAUUGAUGUUCUUGGCGCCCUUCGCUCAGUAUUUGAUGGAAACAAUGCAACGACGACCCUCGUCAAGGGUUCUGACGCGCAGCUACCAGCUGCGCGCAUAUCAAAAGCCCUUGAGCAUGACGAUCAAUUAGAUUUCGACCUAGCACUAUCUACUGUUCCUCUCGGAACCAACGGUCACAAAGCUACAUACUGGGUUCAUCCUGAUCAUGUUGUCGAGGUUCAGGUCCUACUACUCCAGUAUAUGCGACUCCAUACCAAGAGCACCAAAUCGACAUCACGAAGGCCCUCUGCCAAUGCAACACCCCGCCGUCGUCAGUCCUCGAGCGGAAACACUGAUCGCUACUUUGGGAACGAAGACCAGAUUGGUCUCCAAGUCUUAGAUUAUGCGGAAGCCUUCGCCGUCAAGCAGAACGCCAGUACGAUUGGCUCAAGCGAAGAGGCCAAGGGAAAUGUCGGAAUCAAGGCGGCUGCUAACGUCCGUUUUUCCGCAGCUGCUGAGGCAGCUAUCGUGGUCUGUACAGCGAUUGAUCCUCGCACACAGUCAGCUGGAGAUCUGAAGAUCGCGAAACUGAAGCGCAGAUUCACAGAGGCUUUCAUAAAUACUUCAAAGACAUUGCCCGACAAGCAAAAUAUCCGCUUCGUAGACCGCACAGGAUCUUUCUAUGAUGGCGAAGAAGAAACUCAGACCAUCCGACAGUGGUUGACAGAGCACAAGGAAAUCACUCCUAUUGCUGGGAUAGGUGCAAAACGCACAAGAUUUGCUGGACUACACAAUAACUUGUCAGGCGGGAUGUGGGCAACUUUGGAUCGCGAAAUCUUCAUGAAGGAGUCUUUGGUGAAGGACCUCGCGAACGAUGACUGGGCGCAGACAGCAGUCCUAGGUUCGAGCGCUUUCCCUCAUGCUAUUUUGGAAGUUCGCCGCGAAGGCAACCACGCUGCAACUUUGAUCCAGACACUUGAUCGAAGCCAUCUUGUUGAGCGUGUUCGUGGUUUCUCGAUUGAGGCUCAUGCUGUCUGGAGCUGCUGCAAGCCCAGCUCCAUGUCCGCCCCGCACUGGAUCUCCCUCCUCGACAAAGACAUACGUAAGCUGCCAGCACUAGUCAAGAGGCGUAGUCGCAAGAGCAGGGGGAGUGUAAGCGGCUCCAACACACAGUCUUCGCCACCGAUGACCUCGACAUCCAAUACCUCAUUCGACGGUCAGUUAAGUCCUGCAACUCUGCGCAACGGCGAGUCUUCUGCAACAUCGGCACAGGAGUUCGUAGACCCUCCGUCACUACAGGCUUUCAGGAAGAAGACUCGCAGAUCAGCGGCAGACUCCACCCCGGCCGUACAAGAAGAGCCAGAAACUCAACGCUAUUGGAAUGAGUACGACCAUCCUGAAGACGAGGACGAUGCCUACUACAUCUACGUCGACCCAAACGCAUCCGUCAAGUUUCCCGGGCAAGAGACGCUCGAAGCCUGGUCCAGGAAGACCAGACAAAUCUUUGGUAUGCGACUCCAAGCUGAAGAACAAUCACUUCUGUCAGGUGUGGAAGACGGCACAACAGAUGACGAAGAUUCUGGAAGCGAAAGCCCGCUCGGCUGGAAUCCUCGAACCAAUUACGGGACCCUCUCUUCACAAAACGGCAGUGCCUACGAAGGCUACUUCAGCACCCUCUUUCGCGGCAGGGUGAACCCUCAUCACGACGCAGAGGCUCUGCAAGACCGCAGAUCUCUGAUCAGUGAAUUACAAGUCCGUGAUCACGAGCGCGAGAAGACCAAGUUUCGUUUUUAUUCAACGUGCUUGGCUGCUGCAUUUGCUAUUGACUUUAUCCUUGGUCUUAUGACAAUGACGAGUCGUAAGAAGGAGAGAGGUGCUGUCGAUGCUGGCGUCCUCUUUGGUGCCGUAUGUACACUGGUGCUGUGCACUGUUGCUCUCAUCAGCAUGAAAACUAGGAGGCAAAAGCUCGGCUGGGUUCACCAGGGUGUUGUGUUGAGUAUUGUACUUGCCCUUUUAGGGCUGGAUGUUUUGUUGCUACUGUGGGUCUUGAGGAUUUGA
Messenger RNA from Boeremia exigua, 2589 nucleotides. RefSeq lists its product as uncharacterized. The transcript is spliced from 4 exons. The record is from RefSeq and is a predicted model, not a curated record. Gene Ontology annotation, cellular component: vacuolar transporter chaperone complex; fungal-type vacuole membrane. The coding region runs from base 1 to 2589 and encodes 862 amino acids. NCBI's taxonomy places the organism in Eukaryota, Fungi, Ascomycota, Dothideomycetes, Pleosporales, Didymellaceae. Gene Ontology annotation, biological process: polyphosphate metabolic process; vacuole fusion, non-autophagic; microautophagy.